CAAGAGUCCGCAGGGGAAAAGGAAAAUGAGAGGUUUAGCAGGCAACAGGAAAACCGCUAUGAGAACACAUUCCAGGCCGAGCAGACCCUGUACGGGACAAUAAGGGGUGGGACAAAUCUGUAUACUAUUUAAAAAAAAAAAAAAAAAAAUCUGCAAUCUUGUCUUUAAAUCAGGAACACGGACGAAAAACCCAAACUGUUGUUACUUAAACGCGACGUUGCUCGCGAGGCUGGCAAAGCGGAAGGAGUCCGAAUCGACGUCGAUGGUUCGUGUCGUCGGUUUAUCAGAGCAGAUUUGGACCGAGAUGAGAUAGGCUGCAGCCCGCUGUCUUACCUCGACCUGACAUGGGUUUUCUCUGACAGACAGCGGCACCACGUUUUCACUUUUCAUGUGCGCUUUUGAGGAGUAACUUGUUGUACUUGUUUUUAUUGCCGGGAAAAAAAAAAAACAGUGGGCGAGCGUUUUUUCUUUCUUUCUUUCUUUCGAGUUUUUUUUCAUCGAAGCUGGAAAGGAUGUGAGGCUCGCCUGGAUGACACAUCUGCAACCGAGUCCCUCACACGAGAAGAAGUAAACCGAUAAACAACUUUUUAAUUUUUUUUAAAAAAAUGAGUGCAUUUUUUAGACACGCCUUUUGUAUUUGAAAUCACUUUGGCCACGGAGGAACACUUCAAGACGUAUUUGAUAUGGGAGACGUGUGGCGAUCUCUUCUGUCCAGUUAAAAGUCGAGCAGAACACAGAGAUGGGGAGCUCUGCUCUGCUCACGGUGGCGCUAGCUGGAGUUUUUCUGUGGAUUUCUGCCAUUUAUGCAGACACAGAAGAUGGCGGGAAGCUGCUGUGUACGUGUGAAAAUAACAAGGGCACAUGUCAGAAUGGGACCUGCAAGGGGAUCCGCUGUUUCUAUAGCUGGGUCAUGGGCGUGGAGGAGAGGGGCUGUUUCUCCAAUAACCUCCGAGAGCACUGCUCGGCCUCCUUCCAGGGCGUCUACAUGCACUGCUGCGCAGAGGCCAUGUGCAACCGCUUCACCACGGCGCCUCCUUUCACCGAUAAAGAGCCGAAGACAACGGUCCCGGGACCCGCUGACCCGGACCUGCGGAUCACCGUGUCUCUGCUGCUGUUAUUCGUGACUGCCAGCGCGUGCGGCCUCGUGCUCUUCCUGUACUUCCGGCGUUCACACUGCAAACCGAAAAACACUGAAAACCACGAUGCCACUAUGCUCAAGCUCCCCACCGGAGAUGACCCUACAUACGACGAUAUCUUUGAUGAAUUCUGUACAUCAGGGAGCGGGACAGGGCUUCCAUAUCUGGUCCAAAGGACUAUGGCCAGACAGAUCUCACUUGCCGAGUGUGUCGGUAAAGGCAGGUAUGGGGAGGUGUGGAGGGGGACGUGGAUGGGGGAGAGUGUAGCUGUCAAGAUUUUCUCCUCCAGGGACGAGCAGUCCUGGUUUAGAGAGACGGAGAUCUACAACACCGUCCAGCUGCGUCACGACAACAUACUGGGUUUCAUCGCCUCUGACAUGACGUCCAAGAAUUCCAGCACGCAGCUCUGGCUCGUCACCCACUUUCACGAGCUGGGUUCGCUUUAUGACUUCCUGCAGUACAGCAGCCUGGAGCCAGAGAGCUGCCUGAGGAUGUGCCUGUCUGUGGCCUGUGGCCUGGUCCACCUCCACACCGAGAUCGUCAGCUCGCAGGGGAAGCCCGCAAUUGCCCACCGGGACCUGAAAAGUCGCAACAUCCUGGUGAAGCGGAACGGACAGUGCUGCAUCGCCGACCUAGGUUUGGCGGUGAUACACUUCCAGUCCCACGACUACCUCGAUGUGGGCAACAACCCUCGUGUGGGGACCAAGCGCUACAUGGCUCCCGAGGUUCUGGAUGAGACUAUUCGCGUGGAAGUCUUUGAGUCUUACAAGCAAACGGACAUCUGGGCCCUGGCCCUGGUCUUCUGGGAAAUUACCCGCAGAACCAUUGUUAAUGGGAUUGUUGAAGAGUACCGGCCUCCCUUCUUUGACCUGGUGCCCUCAGAUCCCAGCUUUGAGGAGAUGAAGAAGGUGGUGUGCGUGGACCAGCAGAGGCCGAGCCUGCACAACAGACUCCACUCCCACCCAAUCCUGACGGCCAUCGUAAAGAUCAUGAAGGAGUGCUGGUUCCAGAACCCAACGGCCCGUCUGACGGCCCUGCGGGUGAGGAAGACUCUCUCCAAACUGGACCACGACAGCGACUUCAGCAUCGAGAAACUCAAGCAGGACGUCUAGACCGAAAGGAUGAAACGGGGCCACACACGAGACUGAAAACACCAGGAGGGAAUUUGCAACACAUUCCAUCAAAAUGAGGUGCAUGUCAUUAGCAUAUUUUGAGCUAAUGACUCACCCAGUAACUACGUCGCAUUAAAACCAUAUGACUUUGAGCUUGGAGCUUAAGUCUAGACUGUCUUUUACCCCCAAGGCUGUGUUUCCUGUUUGGCGUAGGCUCAUUUUCAUUUGAUGCCUCGAAGCGAGGAUUCCCAAAAAGAUUUUUUUUUUAUGUUCUGCUAAUGAAAGAUCAGGCAUUUCUACAGCAGAAUCAGUAUCAAGGAACAACAAGAGUGUCUCCAAACACAGUUCUUUACUCUCUCUUUUUUUUUUUUGUCUAAAUCUCCGUGUUGUCGUGACUGAAUGGAAAAUCUAGCAUGGCACAUUACUCAUCCUCUUAUCAAGUGGGAGGAUUUUAUGAUACACAGUAUAAUGUAUGUGUUUUCCCGAAAUGACCACUGCCACUUAAAACCACAAAGAGCACAAAGUUCUGCAUUAUUACAAAUUACAGGAAAUGUGUGUGAGUAAUAACAUGCUCUUGACUCUUAACUUAAAAUAAACAUCUAUUUUCUGCACAUAGACAGAUCAAGCUUUUAAGUUGUACAUAUUUCAACAGCACUGAAGCUGUUUUCUUGUAUCACUAUUGUAAAUAUAUUGCAGAAGGAAUAUUAUUUUCUAUUAUCCAACAAGGAGGCACAUUUUAUAUACAUUUUUAUACACAGCUUUUCCAGAUAUUUGUUUUUACAUGCCCGUAGCCGUAGGCCUGAAAUGAGCCAUCACAAUCACUAUGGUCAAUAAAGGAGUUCACAAACAGACAUGUAACGCUGUAUAUCUUGAAUAAAGGAUCGUAUUUUUCAA
Molecule: messenger RNA, 3142 nt
Organism: Mugil cephalus (flathead mullet)
Lineage: Eukaryota; Metazoa; Chordata; Actinopteri; Mugiliformes; Mugilidae
Gene: acvrl1
Product: activin A receptor like type 1
Exons: 10
Coding region: 740-2248 (502 amino acids)
Biological process (GO): angiogenesis; BMP signaling pathway; dorsal/ventral pattern formation
Cellular component (GO): BMP receptor complex; plasma membrane
Molecular function (GO): ATP binding; SMAD binding; transforming growth factor beta receptor activity, type I
Source: RefSeq, a predicted model, not a curated record